AUGGGAACAUAUAAAUCAAAGCAGAUUUAGCAUAAUGUGUUUGACGAGCAACAUUUAGACGAGUCACCUGCAGAUAUAAAACCAAAGACAAGAUCUCCAAAGCCUACAACAUGGAAGCUAAAUAUUUUAAGAGGAAAAAGAGAAGAUGAAAUUAAAGAUGAAGCAAUGCCAUUAGCGCGUAGAAGAUGUAGAAAGAAAGCUAUGGAAUUCAUAAAAUGUGAAUAAUAAAAUGGAAAAUAUUGGACAGUUUUUGAAUGUAUUGAAGAGUAUGAAAAAAUGAAUGAAUGUUUUUAGAGAGAGACUGAAAUUGAAGCAGAUAGAUUAAGAAGAGACAUUUCUAGACAUCCUGAAUGGUGGUGGAGAGAGUUUUAUGAUGAAGAUGGAGAAAUAGGUGAACAAGCUGCCUGGAAAGAUGAAUGGUGGGGCUCUUUACUCUUCUAAAAAUUAAAGAACAAAUAUUUUGGCUCCUCUGAAUCUUCAACAACAUCUUCAUAAUGA
Molecule: messenger RNA, 498 nt
Organism: Tetrahymena thermophila SB210
Lineage: Eukaryota; Ciliophora; Oligohymenophorea; Hymenostomatida; Tetrahymenidae
Product: cytochrome C oxidase biogenesis Cmc1-like protein
Exons: 1
Source: RefSeq, a predicted model, not a curated record